This is a messenger RNA of Pisolithus orientalis, 1770 nucleotides long. Its product is annotated as P-loop containing nucleoside triphosphate hydrolase protein. Bases 336 to 1475 code for a protein of 379 amino acids. NCBI's taxonomy places the organism in Eukaryota, Fungi, Basidiomycota, Agaricomycetes, Boletales, Pisolithaceae. The record is from RefSeq and is a predicted model, not a curated record. The transcript is spliced from 5 exons. Gene Ontology annotation, molecular function: GTP binding; GTPase activity.
GCCACCGUCAAUGACGCGCAUCAAAACUAGAGGCGCUGUGCUGUGGAGCAAGUCAGCAGUCACCCGAGUAAUGGAGGUCGCAACGUGCACGGGCUGUACCACCGACGGUACUGUACCGGAUAGCUCGCAAGCCGAGCUCAGGGAUAAAUACCAAAGUACUGUUAAUUUGAGGAGUAGUUGGCUUGAGGCACGUGAGUCGCGGGGGUCGCGUCAGAACUUUCCUAGUUGGUCUCACUUGCUCAAAGUUUUGGUUGCACUCCGUUGCUGUCUUUCGUUCCCCCCUCUCACUACUCGCCCUCGGUGGCAUUCUCUCCUUACCGUCGACGUCGUCCUGGAUGGCGGACUAUCCUCCUAUGGACCCUUACAAAAGGUCCAGGUACGAACACCAUGGGAUAGACGCAAAAAUAGUGGUCAUGGGCAACACGGGUGUUGGCAAGACCAGCCUCCUCUUCCGGUACACUCAAAACAGGUUUGAUCCCAGGAAUAUGACAUCCACCACCGGGGCUUUCUUCGUCACCAAGAAAGUCUAUGUUGACGGGUUGAAGGUCUCUCUACAACUGUGGGACACUGCGGGCCAGGAGCGAUUCCGAAGCAUGGCCCCAAUGUAUUAUCGAGGAGCCAACGCUGCCCUCCUCUUGUACGAUAUCACGAACGCUGCCUCUUUUGAUGAUGUACGGGGCUGGUUGGAAGAAUUGAAGAAGAAUUGUUCUCCGGACCUUAUCAUCUAUAUUGUUGGAUCCAAAGCCGACCUACACCGGCAACGUCAGGUCACGUCAGACCUUGCACGCCUCUCUCUACAUAAUUGGUUCCCUCCUCCAAGGCCACCAUCCCCACCGCCUCCCCCACCGCCUUCAUCUACAUUCCCCUACAUCCGCCCGAGGUUCACAUCCUUCACCAGUAUCCGAUCCGUUCCCCUCAACAACACUCCCACCAAAUCCUCCCCACCACACAGUGCUUCUUAUCUUGAUCCUGCAGUCAGCACAACGCCAGCAUUGCAACACAGUAGUGUCGGGUUCUCUCGUUCUAAAACUACUGGUGGAUUAUCGCAACACAAGUCCAAGGCAACAUCUCUCCACAGAUCGCGGACCGUUGUCGAAACGGCGAGAUCUGAUCAAUCCCGAUAUGGUUCCCAUUUCGGAAGAUAUGGGGGGAAUUGGAAUGAUGCGACCGAGACAAGCAGCAACAGUCUCCCUGAGGACGAAGAGUUUGAAGAUGACCAAGAAUGGGGCCUUGAGAAGGGCAUGGAACUCUUCGAAGUCUCCGCCAAAGACGAUCUCGGGAUCCAAACGCUCUUUGAUUCGCUUAUCGCUGCAAUCAUAGAGAGACGGGAUGCCAUCGACCACGAGAACGAGCUCAAGAAGCGGGACAGUGUUUUCUUAUCGCCUACGAGCACGCCUACCUGCGAUGGCCAGGGUGGAGACGAGGCCCUGGAGAAGAUGCGUGUCUCUGGGGGAUGGAGCUGCUGUUCUUCGUGAUGAAGCUGUCACGGCAGUUCGGCCCGCAUCCCCGCUGUCAUCUUCCGUCCUGUUCAUAUCAUUAAUAACUCAUGCUGUCUUCCUCUAUUUGUCCUCCCACACACAAGCCGCUAUGUCUACUACGAGUCCUAGGUUACAUUGACAUCUACGCCCAACCUGUUCAUUUUUGCCGUCUACCAUUAUUGACUUGACUUAUCCUUUCAUACCAUAUUCAUUACAUUAAGUAGAUAUGUCCAUAGUCACUUCUGGACUCCCAGCAACUUUCAAAUCUGGCACGGUGAUGGUGUGAUAUUAG